Molecule: messenger RNA, 3196 nt
Organism: Pneumocystis carinii B80
Lineage: Eukaryota; Fungi; Ascomycota; Pneumocystomycetes; Pneumocystales; Pneumocystaceae
Exons: 10
Coding region: 21-3152 (1043 amino acids)
Biological process (GO): endoplasmic reticulum to Golgi vesicle-mediated transport; GPI anchor metabolic process
Cellular component (GO): endoplasmic reticulum
Molecular function (GO): phosphatidylinositol deacylase activity
Source: RefSeq, a predicted model, not a curated record
UGUAUAAGAGAAAGAAACGCAUGAAAAAAGCAACAUGCAAAAGUAUGGUAAUAAUUUUAAAGAAAAUGUUUCAACGUCAGUUAUGGAUAUUUAGAAAGAUUGGAGCAAAAUACAAGAAAAGAUAUUCGGUAUCAUUGGGAGUGAUGAUAAUUGCAUGGUUUUCUAUUUUUAUGUUAAUUAUGAUGGGAUAUUCGUUUAUAUAUCUUCAAAAAGAUCAUUCGACAUGCGUUGUGCCUGCUAUGUAUCCAUCGUAUAUAAGGUUAUCAGGGUUUGAUAAAAAAUACACAAAGUAUGGCAAAGAAUAUGGGCUGUAUCUAUAUAAAGAAAGAAAGGUAUUAAAUGUACAUAAUUUUCAAGGAAUUCCAGUUUUAUUUAUACCAGGAAAUGCAGGGAGCUAUAAACAAGUGCGCAGCCUUGCAUCAGAAGCAGCGUAUCAGUUUUCGCUCUUUAAAAUGGAUCCAUCAUUGGCUAAACAUAAUUUAAAAAAUCUUGACUUUUUUUCUGUUGAUUUUAAUAAUGACUAUACAGCAUUUCAUGGCCAAACACUUCUUGAUCAAGUAGAGUACACAAAUGAAGCAGUUAAGUAUAUUUUAUCUUUAUAUCAAAAUGCACAGAAAAAUAAUAAGUAUGGCUAUACACCUAAAUCAGUAAUUGUAAUUGGCCAUUCGAUGGGAGGAAUUGUGAUUCGAACUAUGGUAAUGAUGCCUAACUAUCUUUCUGGUUCUAUUAACACGAUUAUUACACUUUCAACUCCACAUUUGCUUCCACCUAUUCUUUCUGAUAGAAAAAUGAAAAGUAUAUACGAUUCUGUUAACAAAUUUUGGCUACAGUCCUAUUUUCAUAAGAACGAAUCUAAUCCAUUGCAUGCUGUUAGUUUGAUUUCUAUUACGGGAGGUAAUUUGGAUACAAUGGUAUCAUCUGAUUAUUGCGAUGUAUCUUCCUUGAUUCCUAAAUCGCAUGGAUUUACUGUAUUUUCUUCGUCUAUCCCUAUGGUCUGGACUGGGAUGGAUCAUCAAGCAAUUCUGUGGUGUGAUCAAUUACGCAGAGUUAUUGUGAAAUCUUUAUUUGAAAUUGUUGACUUCAAAUCAAUUAAUCAAACCAAGCCAUUAUCAUCUCGUAUUGAUAUUUUUAAAAAAUAUUAUCUUGCUCCUACUGAAAAUUCUUCUGAAAAACGGUUCUUACAAGCACCAUUAAUUAAUCCUUUUUCCGGAAAGAAUAUAAAAUAUACUGUUUUCCCAUUAAAAAGGAUUUAUAUAUUAAGAUCUUUUGGAAGUAUAUCAUCCAAAUCUCAUAUAUAUUUUCUACCAAUUUUUCCUACUGACAUUUUUAACUUUACCACUCUUUCAUUGCUUACUGAUCAAAAGACUAUAUCAGAAAAUGGUAAACAACAAAUAGCUAUAUUUUUAUGUAAAAAUCAUGUAUCAUUAACCAAAGAUUCAAAUUCUCGUCAAAAUCCAAUGGAAAUAGAUUUAAAGGCACUUGAAUGCAAAGAUUCUGAAGAAAAUAUCAUUCAUUUGCCCUCAAAAAAUGGGUUAUCUAAAGGUUAUGGCCAUUUUCUUACAUAUCUUGAAUAUUCAAAUCAUCAAUUCAAUGAUUACCAAUUCAUUUUAAUAAUAGAUAAAUCAAAUAAUAGUAGAAAUGGUUUCCUGAUAGCUGAGUUUUCUAAUAAAAAUGUAAUACAUGUUCAGCCUGAAAUUAGUACUACAAAAUUUCUAUGGAAUAGAUUUCACAUAGUCUUGGGUGCUAAUAAAUCAUUAGUUUCUGAAAUUAGUAUUCCUAAUAUUGAUAAUAGUCUUUUUACAUACAAACUAAAAAUGAAUUCAUUUACAUGCGAUAAUUUGAUUUUUUCACCAAUUAUUAGGCAAUAUAUAUCUAAUUCAUAUGAGUCUAAGUAUUUUGUAAAUACAACGAAAAUUGAUGUCAAUUUUCAUGGAACUGCUCUGUUUAUGCCACCUAUUAGUGAAAAUAGUACAAGGCGUGGACUGAACAUACAAUUCUGGUUAGAUCCUACUUGCAAUAAACCUCUUAAUAUUUCAGUAUCUCUUGAUCUUUAUGGUACUUUUGGAAAGCUCAUAAUGAAGUUCUGGACAGCUUUAAUAAUAUUUAUGUAUGUUAUAAUAUUUUUAUGUUUGAGAAAACAGUUUAGAAUCUAUAAUGAAUAUGGAAUUUUUAUUAACAUUAGAAAUGCUUUAAAGCUUUUUAUGCGAGACACUUUUUUAACUUUAUCUAUAUUGCCAUCCUUUUUGUUUUUUUGUUUAUCUAUAUUUCAGUUUUCUAGAGCAAUAAACAUGGAUGAUUUAUUGAAUCAACAAUUGAAAAAUAAGUUAUGGGCUAAAGAUGCAUGGAAGUUAUGGAGUAUUAAUAAUUUGUUCUUUGGAUAUAGAGAUUCUUUGUUUUGGCUUCUUGGACCUUUAUUUGUCACUAUUUCAUUAGGAUUUACAAUUAUAUUUACACAAUUAACACAUUUUCUUAUUUCUUUUACAGCAACACUGUACAAUUUAUUGCAAAAACAUUUCACUAAAGCCAGAUAUAGAAAAAAAAGACAUUUCUUUUAUUCUUUUAAUUUUUCUUUAAAACUUAAGCAAAGGUUAAUAGCAAUUUUAUCGUUAUUAUCCCUGGUGGCAGUAAUGGUUCCUUAUCAAUUUGCAUAUUUUUUAGCAUGCAUUAUACAGUUUUUUACAUGUAUCAAAACAUAUCUAAACAUUCAAAAAAUGGGCUUUGAAAAAGCAUUGCAUUACAAAAAUUUCAAAAACUAUGUAUAUUCUGUUUUAAUCUUAAUGUUAAUGCAUUUACCUUUUAAUAUUCCUGUUUUAGUCGUAUGGGUAAAAAAGAUAUCGGCCAAUUGGAGAAUACCAUUUUCAUCUCACCAUAAUAUUUUUUCUAUCUUACCUAUUAUUACUCUUGUUGAGUUUUUAGCUAAUGAAAAAAUGAUUAUGCGAGCAGAACCUAAAAUGGCAAAGGCACUUGAUAUCAUUCUUUUAACAUUUUCAUUUUUUUUGAUUGUUUAUGGACUUUAUUAUACGUAUUUUUUGCAUCAUUUGGUUAACAUUUUCUCAUUUUUCUUAUCGAUUCUUCAUUUUAUUCCAUUUUUACCUUUUUUUCAGAAGUUUAUUCAUUCUUUCAUGCAACAUAAAAAGGCGAUUAGCUAUUAAGGUUAUCAUCUUCUUUUUUUGUGUUAUCUAUUUUAAUUAACUAU